AAACGGAUGACAGAAUAAUCUCUUAUCGAUAGGUAGCAUGUACCCUUUAAUCUUUUUAAAAAGUGUCGGGUCUGAGCUUCUUCGACGAUCAACUCCCGUUACAUCGCAACCAGCCCAAACUUGACAACUUGACCAGGCUGUCAUUCAGCCCUUUGUCCCUCGUUCAACUUGUUUGACAAGCGUCGGUAGUAACAAUAAUACUUCCCGCUAAAUCCUCGAAAUGUUCCCACUACCAUCAUAACAUCCGUCAUCGUGGUCAUCGAGGUCAUCGACUAUGCCUUUCGCAACGCGCUUGGUUUUGGGCGCGUUGCUACUCUUCGUCCAACUUGCGACAGCUAGCAACAGUCUUAAGGAAGGUAUCCUACCCUCCUACCAUUUUGGUGCCCCUAUUGCUGUCGAGUGCAUGAAUAGGAGUGUAGAGACCGGCGAACACAUCCAGAAUGCCAAGAACGAGAUCCAAUGGAUUCCUUUCCCUAUAUGCAACGAGACUGGGAACCCUCUCGAGUUUAGCUACGGCGUCGAAGGCGAAAUGAAUUGCACCAUACCUAUGAUAGACGACCCUUUCUUUCACCUGCUCGAGUUUUACAUCCACAACGAUGCGCCCCUUGCCUGUCGCCUUCCUGCUCGACCUCCCGCUCAUAUCGAGAUGGUUGGCGAGAAGCCGUACGAACAAGAAUAUAUACCACUAGUAUUUGCCCUAGCCGGCACCUUACAACUAAGUCAUUUGCAUAUCAGCACCCACCUUAACAUCUUACUGCACAGCACGCCGAAACACCACAUCCACCCUCACGACAGCGGCGUUCUAGAUAGCGGCGCCGCAUAUAGUACAAGCCCACUCAGCCACAUGGAUGGUAGCUUCACCAAGAGGUUAGUCAUUGGUGACCCUCUACCCCUGAGCUUUAGCGUUAGGUGGUUUCCGACUCCGGCUCUACCCAAGACUGAGGGCAAGGUCGAAUGGCAAGGGAUGGGAGGUCAUAUCUACGCUAGCACCGUAUUCUAUGCGCUCGUAUCCUUCAUCGCCGGCGUUCUUGUUUCGGGUGUUUAUUUCUUUGGUAUCAUCUUGCCUAAGAGGUUGAAGGGUCGCGGCCUCGGCGGCGCUACUCCGUUGGGCUAUGGCGUCGGCAACGGGUGGGGUUAUUCAAAGAGAAUGGACUGAAUAAUUAGGAACGAUUGUCCUCGCAAUAAUUUUGAUGGGUUCUUGUAAAUAUUACGAAGAGGAUGAGGGUCAUAUGUGUUGGUAUGAUCCCAUUAUUCUCAGCUGUAUCAACAUAAGGUU
Molecule: messenger RNA, 1276 nt
Organism: Hypoxylon trugodes
Lineage: Eukaryota; Fungi; Ascomycota; Sordariomycetes; Xylariales; Hypoxylaceae
Exons: 2
Coding region: 275-1156 (293 amino acids)
Source: RefSeq, a predicted model, not a curated record